GCAGCAGCAACCGCAGUGGCAGCAGCAGCAGCCACAGCAGCAGUGGCAGCAGCAGCAGCCACAGCAACAGUGGCAGCAGUUCCCACAGUCUCAGUGGCAGCAGCUGCAGCAGCCACAGCAGCAGUGGCAGCAGCAGCCGCAGUGGCAGCCGCAGCAACCACAGCAGCAGUGGCAGCCGCAGCAGCCACAGCAGCAGUGGCAGCAGCAGCAGCCUUGGCAACAGCCUCAGCAGUGGCAGCAGCAGCCACAGCAGCAGUGGCAGCCGCAGCAGCAGAGCAGCAGCAGCACAUGGGGAACCCAGCAAGCCUACCAGCAGCAGGCUUGGCCCCAGCAGCAGCAGGAACACCCCCAGCAGCAGCAUGAGCAGCAAGAGCAGCAGCAGCAACAGCAGGCAGCAGCUGGCGCUGAGCUGCAGCAGCAGGACGGCGCAGGCUUAGCUGACAACGCAUCAGCGCCGCUGCAGCAACAGAACUAG
This is a messenger RNA of Eimeria necatrix, 475 nucleotides long. RefSeq lists its product as hypothetical. Lineage: Eukaryota; Apicomplexa; Conoidasida; Eucoccidiorida; Eimeriidae. The annotation marks the transcript as partial. The transcript has a single exon. The record is from RefSeq and is a predicted model, not a curated record.